This is a messenger RNA of Eruca vesicaria subsp. sativa (arugula), 414 nucleotides long. NCBI's taxonomy places the organism in Eukaryota, Viridiplantae, Streptophyta, Magnoliopsida, Brassicales, Brassicaceae. The record is from the annotation of a GenBank genome assembly.
AUGAAAGAGACAAAGAGAAAGUUGUUGGUGAGUGUGAAUGUUCUUGGAAGCGUUGGUCCUAUAAGGUUUUUGGCCAAUGAAGACGAUAAAGUUUCAAGUGUUAUUAACACAGUUUUGAAAACCUAUGCUCGUCAAGGCAGGAUCCCGGUUCUAGGGUUCGAUGUCAACAACUUCAUUUUCUACUCCAAUAGUGCAGGAUUUAACACUUUGAAUCCACAAGAGAAGAUUGGCUCAAUGGAUGAAACGAACUUCUUGCUCUGCAAGAAAGAGCGAGAACCACUGGAAAAGGUCGAAGGAAGAAGAGAGCGUAAAGCUUGGGAGGUCCAUGGUUGGAAAAAUCGUCUUCGUCGGGUCCUUAUUAGGAUAAUUUCCAUACAAACACAAAUCUUACUCUACAAGAGUUGCAAGAGCUAG